This is a messenger RNA of Epinephelus moara (kelp grouper), 2013 nucleotides long. It is a transcript of the gene ucmaa, whose product is annotated as upper zone of growth plate and cartilage matrix associated a. Gene Ontology annotation, biological process: embryonic skeletal system development; regulation of osteoblast differentiation. The coding region runs from base 1114 to 1545 and encodes 143 amino acids. The record is from RefSeq and is a predicted model, not a curated record. Lineage: Eukaryota; Metazoa; Chordata; Actinopteri; Perciformes; Serranidae. The transcript has 4 exons. Gene Ontology annotation, cellular component: extracellular matrix.
ACAGUUUUGAGGGUAUAAAGCACUUACAUGUGUGGUCCUCCUUUCAUGUGGGGGAAAACAAAUCUUAAAUCUGGUGGUAUUUUGUUGCUUCAGUGUGACCUAAGACCUUUUUUUGGCAUCAGAACUUGAAUCUGUCAAAAUUAAUUUGUAAGUUCCACAGUUAUUUUCAAAUUUCAGCUUUAUAAUAGAAAACCAUUUGUAUAGUCUGAUUCAGGGGCAAUAGGUAUCAAUGUGAAUAAAUUUUUAAAACUUUUGUAAAAGUUGCAAAAGUCAAUGUCUUCAACAAAAGCGGAUUAAAUUGGCUGUCAUAUUUGCAUCAAAGCUUUAAGUCAUGUUUUUACUGGAGUACACGCAAGUCAGGAAAGUAAGCCCUCUUCGGUUGACGAUACAAGCCAAGAGGAGGAGACCAAAAAAAAGCUGUACGUUUGCCCGGAGAUGUCCAAUAGUUCUCCAAAGAACAGCCUGAACCCCAGAACACCAGCUUAUUUUCCACUACAGGACAUGUGUCCAGAGGACAGCUAUGACUCGGACCAAUCAGUGAACAACAGGGCGUGGUAAAGUUAAUGACGACAAUAAGCAACACUAAUUUGAAUCGAGCUUUGCCAGACCACGGUAAGUAUAGUGAAAUUUGGUAGAAGGCUGUGCAAGGCAAGACAUCUUACGAUUAUUAGCUGUUAUGAAAAAUUAUAUUUAUGGAUAUUCUAAUCCUGUUUCAAUGUGCCAAACUGAUCAUUUGUAAUGGGACAAAAACGACCCACACAAUCUUCUGUAUAUUGGCAGCGAUGGAGGUCUGCCUGUGAAAUCAAUCUUGUGUGAUGCAAUUUCUCUUCCCUAUAUUUUCUCCUACAUGUAUUUUUGUUUGCUGUUUCUUUUGUAUUAUCUUUGAGAUGUGAUUUUUAACUGUAAACUGAAGCAGUAGCACCAUGUACAGGACAAUUUAAGUACUUUUUUCCACAAACAAACAGGCUAAAUUAAGAAGUAAGAGGCUUUCUCUAGACAUUUGGGUUUAUUUCAGAUACAUGAGGUUUUCAUUGUUCACUUUAUCAUUUGGAUACAGAAAUAAGCAAGUGUUUGAAUUUUUUUUAAUUGAGAUAUGUUUCUAUAAAUGUUGACAUGCAUUUCUUUAAUAAUAUUGUUAUAAAACUGGCCCUAUACACAUGCUUAAGUGUAAAGACAGGAACUUAUUAUUUCACCUUUUCCUCAGUUUCCAGUGUGGUGGAAAGUGCGGCAAUGCGGGACAGCUCAAAGGAAGACGAUCCUAAAGGGGCACCACGGCAGGUGUUCAUGCCCGAGUCGGACGCCACCAACUUUUUCAAACGCCGUAGUCGGCGCUCAACCCGAUACUAUGAGCUCCAAGCCGAGCAGAGGGUAAAGAUUGCUGCAAACGAACGAUGGAGGGAAUACAAUGAGGAGCAGGUGGAUGAGCACGACACCUACACCAGGGAGCUGCAUGAAGAGCAAACUGAGAGAUCAAGAGAGACGCACGAGCAGUAUCGAGAGUAUCAGUACGACGGCCUCUAUCCUCGCUACUACUGGUUCCACUGAGCGCACUGUGUCGCAUGGAGGGCCGGGCUACAGCACCUCUCAUUGGUGCAGUGCUAAUACUGCCAUCACCUGUAGCUACCAAAGGCAGUCAUGUUCAUAUUUCUACUCUAAGCUACAAGAAAAAGGUUUUCUUUGCUUUUUAUUUUUUAUGAAAACCUAAAUUGUGCAAUAUGUCUCCACAUCAAACUGUAUAAUGUAUUAAAAGUGCAGUUUUUGUAUUGUAAGCUAAACUUCUACUACUAUCAUAUUAAAUGGAGGCUAUAUGUUUUGCAUGCUUCUUUACUGCCUCUGCUACAUGUACAUAUAAGCUACACAGAGUGUCCUUUAUAUCAGCCUGUGGUAUUAGCCGCAAUAUAUCAACUCAGUACAUUAACAGCGGACUUUGAUUAUCGCUUUAUUUUUGCAAAGAACCUGACUUAUGUCUUUAAGUCAAAAUGACAAAUAAAGAUGAGUUUCCUGAUUCCCAGA